AUGGCCUUCCACAAUCGACAACUCUUAACAAGGUUGAAAACAAAUGCAUUGGAAGCAUUGUGGCUCACAAUUACCAACAAAGUAUGUUUUUCCACAGACAUUUCUACCUUUGACUUCCGAGAUUGUCACGUUUCCGAUACUCUUCUCAUCUCGUAUCUCAUAAAACCGAUAAUAGUCCGAACAAUGUUUAUUCAAACAGAAACCACUCCAAAUCAAGACUCGUUGAAAUUUAUUCCAGGAGUACAGGUAAUGCAAUCGGGCGGUACUGCUGAAUUUUUGUCCAUUCGCGAAGCCAUGACUUCUCCCCUUGCCAAGAAACUUUUCACAAUUGAAGGUGUGACGGGAGUCUUCUUUGGGCCCGAUUUUAUAACAGUGUCCAAAGACACCGACACACCUUGGCCGAUUAUGAAACCAGACAUAUAUGCCAAUAUUAUGGACUUUUUCGCAUCAGGACAGCCCAUACUUACCGAAGAACAACCACCGUCUGAUACAGCCAUUCUACCUGAUGAUCCGGAAGUUGUUCAGAUGAUUAAAGAGCUGCUAGACACUCAUGUACGUCCUGCUAUUCAAGAGGAUGGAGGAGAUAUCGAAUACAGAGGAUUCGAGAAUGGAAUUGUUAAAUUGAAGUUAAGAGGCAGUUGCAGGACUUGCGAUUCAUCGGUAGUCACGCUGAGGAAUGGAAUUGAGAGCAUGUUGAUGCAUUAUAUUCCGGAUGUCACUGGCAUUGAACAAGUGUUAGAUGCAGAAGAGGAAAUCUCGCAGAAAGAGUUUGAGAAGUUGGAGAAGAAAUUAUCAGUUUAG
Molecule: messenger RNA, 801 nt
Organism: Paraglomus brasilianum
Lineage: Eukaryota; Fungi; Glomeromycota; Glomeromycetes; Paraglomerales; Paraglomeraceae
Source: the annotation of a GenBank genome assembly